Solanum verrucosum is the source of this 2031-nucleotide messenger RNA. Its product is annotated as pentatricopeptide repeat-containing protein At2g28050. Gene Ontology annotation, molecular function: protein binding. The coding region runs from base 1 to 1569 and encodes 522 amino acids. NCBI's taxonomy places the organism in Eukaryota, Viridiplantae, Streptophyta, Magnoliopsida, Solanales, Solanaceae. The transcript is spliced from 2 exons. The record is from RefSeq and is a predicted model, not a curated record.
AUGUCACUCCACAAGGUACUUCAAAACCUAAGAACCCUCAAAAAAUGGCAAAUCCUAAAUCCCCGUCUUCACCCUAGAGCAAAAAUUGCAGACACCAUUAUCAAUACAGUGCUAAGCCCCAUAGUCAUUGCACCCUCUACUCUUCUCUCCAACCUCACUCCCAAUUUGAUUCUCCUUAUUUUAUCUGACCCACAUAUCAACACACCUAAAUGCCUCGACUUCUUCAAUUUCCUUUUGCUUAAUCAAUCUUUCAUUACUUUCAAGAUUGGUGUUGAAACCCACUUGACACUUGUUUGCAGGCUUGUCAAAGAAGGAUACUUUGAAGAUGCUGAGACCCUUUUAGUUUUAGUCCCAAAUAUUGAAACUUUCAGGUGCCCUUUUGCUGUUAUAGCUUCUUUCUUUGAGAAUCACAAUGCUCCAUCAAAGUUUGCUUCGAAAAUAUUCAAUUUGCUUCUUAAAGCUUUAUCUGAUAACGGAAAAUUCAACGAGGCUUUAGAGAUUUUCAUGUAUAUGAAACUAAAUGCAAUUGAGAUUAAUGAGAGAACAUGUACUGUUCAUUUGAUUAAUCUUUUGAAGUGUGAUCAGAUCGCGUUAGCGCUGGUAUUCUUUUAUCAAAUGGUUGAAUCAGGUAUUCAGGUUUCAGUAUUUUCGUUGACGGUCGUGGUAGAUGGAUUGUGUAAGAGUGGGGAGAUAAAGAAGGCUAGAGAAUUGGUGGAGGAAAUGUUGUCUAAAGGGGUGAAGCCUAAUAUUAUUACAUGUAAUACCUUGGUGGAUGCUUGUGCUAGGAGAUGGAAUUUCGAAGAAAUGAACAACAUUUUGGCCUUGAUGAAAAGGGAACAAGUCGAUUUAAAUGUUGAGACUUACAAAUUUUUGGUGGAUGGAUUUUUGAGUAGUGGGAAGAUUGAUGAUGCAGAGAGAUUGAUUUUGGAAAUGUAUGUCAAGGGUUUUAAAGUGGAUAUCCAUUUGUAUAAUUUGAUGAUUAAGGGAUAUUGCAGGCUAGGGAAUAUGGAAAGGGCACUUUCAUUGUUCAGGCAGAUGAUUGAGAAAGACAUCUGCCCUAAUUGUGAUACAUAUUCAGUUUUGGUAAAAGGACUUUGUGAUAAAGGACAGGUAAGUGCAGCAAAAGAGCUCGUAGAUAAAAUGCUGGGCCAGGGAAUUGAGUUGGAUGGAAGUAUGUUCGACAUCUUAAUUCACUGUUACUUCAAGGCUGGAAUGAUUGAGGAAGCUGUUAGCGUACUUGCAUUGAUGGAGAAGAGAGAAUUCAUUGCUGAUACGUUUGUGUAUGAGCUGAUAAUUGAUGGAUUACUCAAGUUAGAUCGGACUGAAAAGGCAAUAUCUUGGUUAACACCUUUAAUCAAAAGGGGUGUAUCUAGGCAGAAGUUAGCUACUAUUCCACUGGUCGAUUAUUUAAGAAAUUCAGUUUCUGAAAAGUUGGUUCACAAACGCAAAGAAAAUGAGAACAGCUUUAAAACAACCUUUUACUCUGAUACGAUUAGUUUACAGCACGAGGAUGCACAUUCUGCUGAAAUGACUAACAUUUCAGCAGUAAUAAACGAGUAUAUAAAGUAAAAUGCUGCUUAACUUGUUGUUCAGAGAAGGAGGAGACAUGCAUCCUAACUGAAAAGAACCCAUGAUGAUGUGGCACUGAAGGAAAGUUUUGAGGACGUUGGUUGCCUUGUGUGUCAAGGGGUGCGGGUUUUGUCAUGAUAGUGCUGGAUUUUUGGACGAGAAAACAGGCUGGGAAAUGAUGUGGGUUGUCAACUAUCACCUUGGGAGGUAUUUUCCUUCGUCAACCAUAUACAGAGAAGCUUUCAUUUCUUUGAUGCAAGAUUGAAUAAAUUUUAAUUCUUUUUAAAUGGAGAUUUGGAUGGGAAAAAACAGUCAUUAUUUUUAAGAAGAAGACACAAUACGAAGGGCUAUAACACGGGAUAUACCAUACUCAAAAUGUGUCAAAAAUUCAGUUGUGUAUGUUCCAAUUUGUUUAGUGUAUCUGACAGACUGCCAGUGUGUUGUAAAAAAAAACCUGAUUAU